Messenger RNA from Pyricularia grisea, 1875 nucleotides. RefSeq lists its product as uncharacterized. The record is from RefSeq and is a predicted model, not a curated record. The coding region runs from base 292 to 1776 and encodes 494 amino acids. The transcript is spliced from 2 exons. Gene Ontology annotation, cellular component: cytoplasm. Lineage: Eukaryota; Fungi; Ascomycota; Sordariomycetes; Magnaporthales; Pyriculariaceae. Gene Ontology annotation, molecular function: homogentisate 1,2-dioxygenase activity. Gene Ontology annotation, biological process: L-phenylalanine catabolic process.
CAAAAAGCCGCUUGGUACUAACUUAUUUCGUCAGUCCCAUUAGACAGGCACAGCCUACUACAUAAAGUAUUUUAAACGGCGCAGGGCCGCUAGACAUGGGCGUGUCGUUGUGAUGGAGCGAGUAGUACGUACGGAGUAAGGGUAUGCUGGAGAUUUAUUUUUAUUUUCCUUUUUUCUUUUUUCGUUUCUUAGUUCUUUCACAUCAUUUACUCUCCCCUCUCCGAACUUUUUCUCAUCUUAUUUACCACGGUUAUAUCGAGGAAGACGUCAGAUGGUCAAAAGUUAGCCAAAAUGCCAGCUACAGAAUUCGAGUUUAAAGAAAAAUACAGAUACCAGAAUGGUUUCGACUCAUACUUAGAGUCAGAAGCCGUGCCAGGCGCUCUCCCCAUUGCCCAGAACUCUCCACAGAAGCCUCCACACGGACUCUACGCCGAAAAGGUUUCCGGAACAGCCUUCACGGCCCCGCGCAGCGAGAACAAGCAGUCAUGGCUGUAUCGGAUACUCCCAUCGUGCGCACACCCACCGUUCAGGGUGAAGGGCCUGGCAGGGGAAGAGGAUGUCGACCGCCAGCCGCCCACGACCCCAGGCCAACAGCCCGAGGAUGAACACAGAGAUGAGACGGCACGGUUCGCCCCACCCUCGCGGCUCCGGUACAUCCCCAACCAACUCCGCUGGGACCCGUUCGACCAUGACCCCAAGGCCGACUUCGUCUCAGGCCUGCACCUGGUUGCGGGCGCGGGCGAUCCCACACUCAAGCACGGUAUGGGAAUGUUUGUGUACGCGGCCGGCAAAUCCAUGGACGCAAGCAGCGCCUUCUACUCCGCCGACGGCGACCUGCUCAUCGUCGCGCAGUCCGGCGUGCUCGACAUCCGCACGGAGCUCGGCUGGCUGCUGGUGCGGCCGCUCGAGAUCGCCGUCAUCCCGCGCGGCAUAAGGUUCCAGGUCCUCCUGCCCGAGGGCACAGGUCCGGCGAGAGGAUAUGCGCUUGAGCUGUACCAGGGCCACUUUGCGCUGCCGGAGCUCGGGCCCAUUGGGAGCAACGGCCUGGCCAACGCCAGGGACUUUCAGGCGCCCGUCGCCUGCUUCAGCGAGGACCACGGGCCGACGGCCUUUUCCGAGGGUCCAUCGGCGCCCAAGGGCGGGUACGAGGUGACGGUCAAGUUCAACAACACGCUCUUCGCGACGCGGCAGGCGCACACCCCGUUUGACGUGGUGGCGUGGCACGGCAACUACUACCCGUUCAAGUACGACCUCGGCCGCUUCAACACCAUCGGCACCAUCUCAUACGACCACCCGGACCCGUCCAUCUUCACGGUGCUGACGGCACCCUCAGACCACCCGGGCACCGCCGUGGUCGACUUUGUCAUCUUCCCGCCGCGGUGGCUCGUGGGCGAGGACACGUUCCGGCCGCCUUGGUACCACCGCAACACCAUGAGCGAGUUCAUGGGCCUCAUCACGGGCGACUACGACGCCAAGAAGGGCGGCAAGGGCGGCUUCGUGCCGGGCGGCGCGAGCCUGCACAACGUCAUGAGCGGGCACGGGCCCGACGCCGCGAGCUACGAGGGCGCCCGGAACGCCGAGCUGAAGCCCGCCAAGAUCGGGGCGGGGAGCUGCGCUUUCAUGUUUGAGAGCUGCUUCAUGGUCGGCGUGACCGAGUGGGGGCUACGGACCUGCCAGAAGGUCCAGGAGGGCUACAGCCUCGAGAGCUGGGGAGGGGUCAAGACGCACUGGAAGAGGCCCGAGGGGGCAAGUGCUGAUGGUCAUUUGUUGAGGUGAAUAGUGAGUGUCUGUUAUGGGCGUUUUUUUUUUUUUUUUUUUUUUUUUUUUUUUGGCGGGUGGGACUUUGUCUUCAAGUUCGGGUGAAUUUUUAUGCUU